AUGCCUGGCACCGUCAGUUUCAUGAAACAGUCCUUCCCAGGAAAGGCAACGUAUACCGACAAGGAUGUGCAAGAUCUGACUGACAAAGUCAUCAUCGUCACGGGCUCCAAUACCGGUCUUGGCAAGGAAAUCGCCAAGAUCGUCUAUUCCAAGAAUGCAACGGUCUACAUGAUGGCGCGCUCCGAGAAGAAGACGCUCGACGCGAUAGCAGACAUCAAGAUUGCCGUCCCCAAAUCUGCCGGAGAGCUCAUCUACCUCCCGCUGGAUCUGUCGGAUCUGACCAAGGUCAACGAGUCAGCCAAGGAAUUCCUCCGCAGGGAGCAGCAGCUGCACAUUCUCUUCAACAACGCCGGCGUGGGCUAUCCCGAGAAGGGCUCCAAGUCCAAGCAGGGCUACGAGCUGCAGUUGGGGGUCAACUGCAUCGGCACCUUUGCGCUGACCAAGCUGCUCACGCCCGCGCUCGUUGCGACGGCCAAGAAGUCGGCGCCCAACUCGGUGCGCGUUGUCUGGGUGGCAUCGUCGGCCGCCGAGGCCAUCAGCCCCAAGGGCUUCGUCGAGAAACUGGCCAAGGUGGACGGCAUGGGCGGCUUCGAGCAGUACAGCAUCAGCAAGCUCGGCAACUACUUCCACGCCACCGAGUUCGCCGCCCGCCACCGCGCCGACGGCGUCCUCUCGCUCCCGCUGAACCCGGGCAACCUCGACUCGGAAUUCUGGCGCACCCAGGGGUCCAUGAUGACGUGCAUCCUCCGGAAGACACUGCUCUACCCCCCCGUCUUCGGCGCCUACACCAACCUCUUUGCCGCCUUUUCUCCCGACGUCACUCUUAAAAAAUCAGGAACCUUCAUCGCUCCGUGGGGCCAGUUCUGGAAAGUUUCGCCCGAGAUGCUCGCAGGCGCAAAAUCCAAGUCCGAGGGCGGUACCAACAUUGGGCGUGACUUUUGGAAUUGGACCGAGGCACAGGUCAAGCCGUAUGUCUGA
Messenger RNA from Truncatella angustata, 978 nucleotides. RefSeq lists its product as uncharacterized. The coding region runs from base 1 to 978 and encodes 325 amino acids. The transcript is spliced from 2 exons. The record is from RefSeq and is a predicted model, not a curated record. Lineage: Eukaryota; Fungi; Ascomycota; Sordariomycetes; Amphisphaeriales; Sporocadaceae.